GAGAUUGAACCCGGAGUCAGUACAAACGCCGUCGUUCAGCAGCCCCCCAUCAUGUCCCUGACCCCUCGAUCGCUGGCUCGCUUCAAGGGAACAGGCAGCCGAGCCAUGAGCUCUGGGUCGACCCAGCGCGUCUUCCAGCUCAAAGUCGACCCACUCACCGGCAACUCAGAAUGGGUCGUCAUCGACGAACAAGACCAAGAAGGACAAAUGCCAGAAUAUCCCCAAAAACCCCUCUUGGCUACGACGUCGUAUUUAGACAUGCUCAAUGACUCUCCAAGAAACACAGCCUUCCGCCAAGCCAUCGACAAGACGGUGUCGAAACCUUGUCACGUCCUCGAUAUCGGUGCGGGAACUGGGCUGCUAUCGAUGAUGGCAGCACGGGCAAUGGGCUCCGGGGACUCAACGACACGUCGUGGAACUGAGGGGAUCGUAACGGCAUGUGAGUCGUACCUGCCAAUGGUGAAGUUGAUGCGCAAAGUUCUGUGCCUAAAUGGCAUGGGAAGCAAGAUAAAGGUUAUCAACAAUCGCUCCGAUGAACUCAAAGUAGGCGUGGAUAUCCCUUCGCCCGCAGAUAUUCUAGUUAGUGAGAUACUAGACUCUGAAUUACUGGGUGAGGGGCUAAUACCAACUCUACAACAUGCUCAUGACACGCUGUUGGUGCAAAAUCCACAAACGGUCCCAUAUCGAGCAACUACUUAUGGUCAGCUGGUUGAAAGCUCAUUUUUGUGGAAGCUGCAUGAUUUACGAAAUAAUGAAGCUGAAGCAUGUGAUGGCAUCCAUCUUAUUCCAAGUGGGUUGGAUGGUAUUUUACAUGCCAACCCCCAGCAAUAUGCCAUGCAUUGUGAUGCAAUAAAAGAAGAAAUAAAGCUGCUGUCAGAACCCUUCAAAAUUUUUGAAUUUGAUUUUUGGAAACGGCCAGACAGUCAUCGAGAAACUGAGCUGCACAUAAAGGCAACUAAUGAUGGAAGAGUUAACGCUAUAGUUUCAUGGUGGAGACUUCAGCUUGACUGUGAAGGGAACUUCUUUUAUUCUACUGCCCCUGCAUGGAUAAACUCAACCAAAGACUCAGGUGCCAGGCAUUGGUGUGACCACUGGAAACAGUGUGUUUGGUUUGUUCCAGGCCAAGGUACAUCCAUUUCCAAGGACGAAGAGGUUCAUUUGCACGCUGUUCAUACUGAAACUAGCAUCUCUUAUAAUCUUAAGACCCAAGCCCCAAGAAUUGAGGUUAUGCAGGAUAGCCUCGACACUGGGGAUUCGCAGCUCAUACUAUCGCCAGAAAGAAUAGCAAUUUAUGGAGACAGUGAAUGGAGGGAUUCCAUGUUGAAAUCCAUGAGAAAUGCUUUGCAGGAAAGAGUUAACUCACUAUGUGUUGUUGCGGAUGAUAGUCUUUUCUUAACUCUUCUCGUUGCACAUCUUUCAAGAACAUCACAUGUAAUAUCAUUGUUUCCGGGGCUGCGAGACAAGGGUGCCCAAUAUUUGCAAGCUGUUGCAGAUGCAAAUGGUUUUUCAAUGGAUCGUGUAGAAGUUCUUGAAAAGAGGAAAACACAUUUGACUAUGCAUGAUACGCAUCAGAAAAAGGUUGAUCUGUUGAUUGGAGAACCAUUCUAUUAUGGAAAUGAUGGCAUGCUUCCUUGGCAGAACCUGCGGUUUUGGAAGGAAAGGACCGUACUUGAUCCUGUUCUCUCAGAAGAUGUACUAAUAAUGCCUUGUAAAGGAAUACUGAAGGCUUGUGCAAUGUCUCUCCCUGAUCUCUGGAGCAGUCGGCGUUGCUUGAGUAAGAUUGAAGGUUUCGACCAUUCGAUUGUAAAUACUACAUUAGGGGCAUGUGGUGAAUUGCCUGCACCAGAAGAAGGUCCCUGUUUGCCUUUUUAUAUCUGGCAGUGUGGGGAAAUUAAGGAACUCAGUGAGAUAUUUACAAUCAUGGAGUUUGAUUUUUCAAAACCAAUAAGACCAUGUUAUGGAAAAGCCCAGGUUGAUUUUAUAGAGCCUGGGAUUUGCCAUGGCUUUGCAUUAUGGAUUGAUUGGGUGAUGGAUUCAGAGAAUUCCAUUGUGUUAUCUACAGGGCCAGAUAAGAGAUAUUGGAAGCAAGGAGUAAAGCUUCUAGGGCAACCUGUUGCAGUUGGGGUCCAUGAAUCAAGAAAUAUGGGUGAAUAUCUUUCUACUGUGAUUGAAGCAUCUUUUGACGCAUCCAAUGGUGAACUCAUCAUCGGACACAACUUCCUAUGAUAUCUCUGCAUUUUUGUUUUGGCACUCAGGCAGUUACAUAAUGGUCAUUUUCUCUUAAAAAUUGUAACAAAUUAAUAGAUCAAUGCCGAAAUCUUUAUUGUGGCUUUCUCUC
Corylus avellana is the source of this 2338-nucleotide messenger RNA. RefSeq names its product protein arginine methyltransferase 7 (gene PRMT7). Lineage: Eukaryota; Viridiplantae; Streptophyta; Magnoliopsida; Fagales; Betulaceae. The record is from RefSeq and is a predicted model, not a curated record. Gene Ontology annotation, molecular function: protein-arginine N-methyltransferase activity; histone methyltransferase activity. Gene Ontology annotation, biological process: chromatin remodeling; peptidyl-arginine methylation, to asymmetrical-dimethyl arginine.